AAAAAAACCUAUGUCCAUCUCUUCCUCCUCCUCCCCCGCCGUCGCCGCACACGCUCUUCUCGUUUUCUCUUGUUCGUUCUGGUUCAGGCUCACCGGCCGAUUCGUCCAUGGCUGUUGAUCUCUCCCACCGGUAUAGCAAGCUCACCUUGCUCAGGCUCAGAUCUGAUUACUAGACGACCUAUGAAGCUGCUGAGUGCCUCGAUUUGCUCUGCUUAUAGUCACCUGGUGACCGGCCGGCCGUGUAUUGUUCUCAUCUCGCGGCCGGCCGGCCGGCAGAUGUUUCCUCCUGAUCUUCCGAUGGUGCACCGAGCCUCAGCUGGGCGGCGCCCUGAUCCAUCCAUGGAUAUAUGUCCGUCUUCUCCGGAUGGAUGGCGAUGCACGCGCUAGCCUUGCUGCCCAACAGCUGGUGCCGUGCCUUGCUUGUUGCCAUCUCGCGGCCGGCGGCGGCUGAUGUUUCCUUCUCAUCUCCGACGGUGCACAGAGCAUCCACAUGACAAGAAGGCACAUCCUUUGUCGAGAAGAGAAGAAGCAUGAAGUGGUGGGCUUUAAAGUGGAUGAUGGGCCGGUGGGCGAUAAAAAGAAUGAAUAGCUCGUCCGCUUCAGUGUGGUGAGCGUUGGUGGCGGCGGCGCAGGGAAAGGGAAAGGGAGCAAGGAAGAAGGGAAGGGCGACGAACCCUAGCUCUGGCAGGUGAAGCUGAUGGCUGCUGUGCUCCGAUCCGCGGCGAGGCGGUUGGCCGGCGAGCUGCCGGCGGCUGAGAUGGGGCUCCACCGCCUCCCUCUGCACUCCCAGUCCCAGGUCAAUGUUUGGAGCGCCUCAUCUGCUCCUGGCUCUGCCCCCUCUUCUCUGACCAAGACCAAGGCGGUGAUCAAGAGCACCCUUCUACCACAACUCAUCCCGCGCCGCACGAUGUCCUCCUCCUCCGGUCGCGCCGCCUCUCAACCAGCCGACAAGUUUUGGCUUGAGAUAGUGGGUCACAGGAUGAAAGGUCCGCAGAAUCCGUGCCCGAUGAUUUUCAGAAAGCGAAUCAGUGGUGUGGAUGCCGACAAGGCUGAAGCAGUCUUCCUCGACGUGAUGAUGAUGGCUAAAUAUGAUGGGAAUGUUCCACCAAAUAUGAUGAGUAGUCCCGUUCGAGCAUUGCUCCGGAAGGCGCUUAUCCGAUACAUGAAAAUUAAGUGGUUUAUUAAAGAAAUUGCUCUAUCUCUCAAGAUACGUGUCGUUUUUAAGCUGGGCAAGUUAAACUUUGUUGUCAUCUGCGUGUUGCUUUACGUGACAUACGGGAGGCCCCUAUCUCUGCUCCGGAGGUUCUGGAAGAUCCUAAAUUCUCAAGGAGGCGAUGACUCGGAGUAAUCAAGCAGAGAAUGCGACUAUUGCAACAAUGUAAUAGUGAUGUUGUGACUAAGACAAACAUGCUUUUUUUUGUUAUAUUUGCCAUUGUUGUGUAGUACAUGGUUAAACGACCCGUAAAUUUUCUGUUGGUGUUAUGUCUGUUGUGAUUAUGAUUUCUUGCAUGAUUGCUUCU
Messenger RNA from Triticum dicoccoides, 1520 nucleotides. RefSeq lists its product as uncharacterized. Lineage: Eukaryota; Viridiplantae; Streptophyta; Magnoliopsida; Poales; Poaceae. The coding region runs from base 698 to 1348 and encodes 216 amino acids. The transcript is spliced from 10 exons. The record is from RefSeq and is a predicted model, not a curated record.